This is a messenger RNA of Zootoca vivipara (common lizard), 4078 nucleotides long. The record is from RefSeq and is a predicted model, not a curated record. NCBI's taxonomy places the organism in Eukaryota, Metazoa, Chordata, Lepidosauria, Squamata, Lacertidae.
CUUCCUCUGUUUUAAAAAAGAGUUCUGCAUGUGGUUUGAUAGCAUGGUUGCUGGCAUUCAAGCGCACACAGGUUGCUUGCAGGCAAACCCUUUUAUUUGCGAGGUCAGACAACGCUGAGCAUUUAUUGAGCAUUCCUUUUCAUUUGUUUGCAGAGAGGUUAGACUUGCCUCCAAGCAAGUGUUUUUCAGCACUUUCCCGUACAUCUCUCCCUCGCUUUCCAUAUUAUAAAAAGGUCUGCUUUUUUGUGGGGGAAGCUGUUUUUUUUUUGUUGCCCGAGGGCACCAAAGCAACUUUCAUUGAACAGGCUGAAUUUGCUGCUAUGGGAUUGCAUCGCUCCUGCAAGAAAGUGACAGUCAGGAAGCCCUAAUAAAUUUUGUUUUCUGAGGCUGGAGUAAUGGUGUAAACUGCCCCGGUUUUGCCACAAAGCAUACCUUUAAAAACACACACACCAAGUUUCUAGUCCUUAUUGUUGCAAAAGUGUGUGUGUGAGAGAGAGUGACAGGCGCGCAUAGUGAAUAUAAGAAGCAAUGAGUGUAAUAGGAUUUGGACUGAGCUAAAAACAAAACAAAACAGGGAGAGGGUCGUUUUGUGAAGACUUGUUCCUUCCAUACAGCUCCCAGUUUCAGUUAUCUUCCAGGGGGUGCAUAGACAGAAGUGGAAAUGCAGUAAAACUGAAGUGAGGCUGCGGGAGGCAGGUGGGGUGUCAAGAGUUUUGAAGCUUGUUCAUGAGGGUGGGAAUCCCAGAAUAUAGGAUUGUAGCAUGUCAGGGAGAGAGACCGGGAUCCUUCUCCCUUAUAUCUACUGGUUUUCGUCGUGCAAAGAAUUCUUUUAAAACAAGCGAACAAAAAAUAUAGGGCAUGAGACUCUUGAUCUCAACCCCCAUGUUGCGUAAAAGAUCCCCGUAUUGCAGGCAGUUGGUCUAGAUGACUCUUGUGGUCCCUUUUCAACUCUACAAUUCUAUGAUUCUAAUAUAAAACGCAGAGCUUCGGCUGUCACCUUCCUUCAAAAUCUCACUGUAUGUGUUUUCAAUUUGUCUCGAUUAUAAAUAAUUCUUAAACCCUGUAUCAGUGGUUGGUGGUUUUUACUGUAAAUAACAACAAUUAAUUAAUUAAUUAGCAUCAUCAGUCACCCUGAACCUUACAAUUAGCAAGUGAUGCCUUGUUGGUGGUGCCCAAUUCCAUUCACCCAUGACAGGGCCUUUUCAGUAGCAGCUCCCUAUUUAUGGAAUGUCCUUCCUGGUCAGGCGUGUCUUCCUCCCUCAUUUUUCGGUAGACUUUAAGAGCAUUCUUGUUCGCUUCGGCAUUUGAUGGCUGAAAGACACUGUUCCUGGCAACCCUGAGAUCACUGGUAGAAAGAAUUCUUUGCUUUUAGAAUUCUUUUUAAAAAAGUUUUAUUAUUUAUGUAUUUGCCACUUUGGGAUCCUUUGGGAGAAAGGGCAAGAUAGAAACCAAAUAAAAACAUAUUUAGUAGCAGUAAUUAUGACUAUUAGUAAUCAUUUGUGCAUUGCAGGGGGUUGCACUAGAUGACCUUAGGGGGUCCCUUCCAACUCUACAAUUCCAUGAUUCUAAGUAUGCAUAUUUAUGACUUUUCCAUGGAAUGUGUGGACCACCACACAUCUGUUGGCCCCGAUUUCAGAACUUCUCCAUUGGGCUACAGAGAUUAAAGAGCUGAGCCAAAUGCUUUGCCUGAAUCGUUCUCCACACUUGGGUGCCAUAUAUAAAGGCUUCCUUUGUGGGAUGAGCUUAAUUACCAGUUGCAGCCGGUUCUGGACGCUCAGGCUGCUGUACAUACCUCUCUCUUUUUUUGGCCACCAGCUCUUUUACCUGCUGUGAAGAUCAAUGCCAAGGGCCGGGAGGUGAUCUACCUGGCAGAAGGCGAGACGAUCAAGCUCGGCUGCCCCUACGAAUUGGAACCGCAAGACCAUGGCCCAAGCGACCUGGACAUCGAAUGGACACAGAUGAACUCUGACCCCACAAACCUGGACAACGUGCGGUGUUGUUCUCUGGUUCCUGCCCACCAGAUCCUGAGCUACAACAAUCACCAGGUAAUCCACCCUGGCUACCAUUACCUGCAGACGAGAGGGGGUUCUGCAGCCCACGACUCACGACAUUUUGGCAACUCUGGCCAGCAGCAGAACAUGGUGAUCGGGGGCUCCAGCCACGACUGCUGCUCUGGCCUGCAGCAGCGGGUGACCUUUGCAAUCCAAGACCCCAGCCAGUAUGAUGCCUCCAUCAACCUGCAGGAUGUUCAGAUUUCCGACUCGGCAACUUACGAAUGCAAGGUGAAGAAGACCACAGUGGCCACCCGCAAGGUGACCGUCAUGGUGCUAGCGAGACCAUCCAACCCACAAUGCUCAAUUGUAGGCAAGGUAGCCUUGGGCCAGAAAGUCACCUUGAGCUGCUCCUCAAACUCUGGCACUUCCCCACUCAUGUACCAGUGGGCCAAAGUCACAGAUCGCCCUUUUGCGAACUGGCUCUCCGCUACCACCAUUAAAGGCCCAAAUCCCGGUGACCUGAUCAUUGAGAACCUAUCCAAUGACCACGCUGGUGUUUACCAGUGCAGUGUGGCCAACAAAGUCGGAUCGGCCAGGUGUGUUGUGGAGAUCUCCUUCUCAAAGGAGUCCAACCGAGUGAGCAUCAUCGUGGGAGUAGUCCUGGGCUCUCUGCUCUUUCUGACCCUCCUCAUGUGUCUCGUCGUGGGACUGAUCUGCUGCUGCAGGAAGAGGCGUUACAAGGAAGAGGCCAACCAGAUAAGGGUUGACACGGCGCCCCCACGGGCCAGAGGCGGAAGCCGGAACAGCAGCAUACGAUCCGUCCUAGAUUUCAUGCCCCACAACAUCAGCUUCAUGCAGCGCCGCAAGUACGGCCCUCCCAAGGAGCAGGAAGGCAACGAGAUUAUCUCCCCAGCCCAAGAGGCGCAGCCCGUGGAUUGCAGCGGCGUGAAAAGCGAGGCCCCCCAUGGCGGCUGCUCGACCACCUUCACGACAAAGGCCAGGGUUCACUACGCUCCUUCUGUGCCUUCCUCGCCCCAGGCGACAUCUUCGCCAUCAGCUGCUGGCCCAAAUAAUGGAGGAAGCUGCUCUACCACGUCUGAGAAGGGCAAGCGAGGCCAUCCUGGGCAAUAUGGAGGCGUUCCUGUGAUGGUGCCAGCCAAGAGCAGAGAUGGCCUUUUAGUAUAGACUGCCGCAACUGAUGGUCCAACAGAACAUUCCUGAACUGUGUGCUGGACGCAAUUGUGCGCCGUGAAUGGAUUUCAAGCGCAGCCGCCAGAGACAAAUGACAUAAUGAUUUUAUUUAUUUCACACAAUCCCUGUACCGCUAGAUUGUAAUAAAACCUCUAAGUGGUCAGGUCUUUUCAUGCUGGGAUGGGGAGCUUUAGGCCUUGAGGCCUCUCUAGCCCUCCGAAUCCUCCUCAUUCUGACUCUGCUUAGCCCCCCUCAGUGUCUUUGCCUAGCUGGAAUGUCUCCUUGAACUCUUUCCAAGAUGGAGGAUGGGUUGUUUGUGGUUGAGUGUAGAAACUAGCCUACAGUACCAAGGUAAAAUUUACACUAGUUGCUCGGUUCACGCUUGCCUCGGGCCUCAGCCACCACUGGCAUAUGGCCCUAGAAAGGUUGUCUACAAAAGGAAAGCAGACCUCAGGCUCAAAAGGGUUCCUCGCUCCUGCUCUAACAAUAUACCUUUUGAGAAGGAAGUUAUAACUUCUGCUCCACUUCUGCCAGCCCCAUUCCCCCUUUCCCCAUUGCUGUCUGCCAAGAACUGGGCCAAACCAGCCCUCCAAGUGGUUCGAUGCUCACAGAAGUUCAUCAAAUUAAAAACCCCUCUGGAUUUUUGAAAAAUCACAAAAGACCUUUUCGUUCCACCAUACAUUUGCGACAGGCUGGUUGCAACCUUCGACAUGGUUUCUGCUCCAGAUUAUUUGAACUGAUUGUACAUUGUAUGCUUUUAUGUAUUUAAAUGUGACUGAAUGUAAUUAUUUGCUGUAGCCCACGUUUGGAAGAAACGAGGGCUUCCCUUAAUUUAACAAAUAAAUGAUUAAAAGAAAUGACCGAGCAGCUUCUUUUCCAAUCGACAGGUGAGA